UUUAGGUACUUUACUUCGGUAUGCAGGUCAUUUGAAUUAAUCAGUACAAUUUAAGGAUGGGCUCUUCUUUCAGGAGACCUACUUACGUUUAAUGAUAAAUAAAUGCAGUCUUCAUGGUAAUGUAAUCAAGUUAGGUACACAUUUACUACCUAACGCAUUGAUUUUCAAGAACUUGUUGUUUCUUCUGAACGAAAGCUUCAUUCAACAUGGGUAAAAAUUUCAACCGUUUCGUGAAAGUGAUAACCGUCGAACCGGCGUAUUUUUUUUACUGGUCAACUUACGUUAUAGCAGAUUCCGCGUAUACAAAUCUAUUAUUACAGAAAAAAUGCCGCGUCAGCACUUUAGCCGAACCAGAUUUGAAUACACCGUGUGACGAUGAGAAACAAGGAGUUGUGUUCGCCACCGAAAUGAAUUCUUUCUAUCGUAUGGUGAUGUUACUAUUAGCUUUAAUCGUUGCGAUAUUUAUGUCAUCCUGGAGCGAUGAAGCUGGAAAACGAAGAAGACCUCUCAUUUUCCUACCAAUAAUCGGUUUAAUUUUUCAAUCAAUUUUUGGCUGCUUGCAUUCUUAUUUUUGGUCGUGGAUUCCGACAAGCGCCGUGUUAUUAAACAGCAUUCCUGAAGUGAUAACUGGAGGGAUCUCGAUGAUGAUAAUGGCAACUCAAAUUUAUAUUUGUGAUGUAUCUUCGUUGGAAAAUUGUACACUGAGGAUGGGUAUACUUCUAGCGACAAGAACACUUGCUGAUUUGUUUGGAUGUGGCAGCAGCGGAUUUAUUCUUCACAGUUUUGGGUUCUUUUACACGUACCUGCUGUGUUUUGUUUUAUCGGUUAUAUCCUUGAUCUUGGCUUGUAUUUUUGUCAAAGAUGUAUCUGUGCCGGUUAGUAAAAAAUCGAAUUUUAUAAAAUCUUUCAAUGUGACAAAGAUUGUGGAUAGUUUCAAAGUGGUUUUCAGUAAGAAACUGGGGAAGAAUAGAAUUGUUGUGGUUAUGUUGAUGAUCACCUAUACUUUAGUAUUUUUCACCACUCAAGGAGAAAAGGGUAUUUUAUACUUAUUCCUGAGGCAUAAAUUCCAUUGGAAUGAACGUGAAUACAGUAUAUACGUUCUUUAUCGGUACACUGGUGUUAUUGUUGGAAAUCUAUUUUGCUCUGUUGUAAUGAGUAAACUUUUAAAAUUACACGAUGGAAUGAUAGGCAUAAUUGCUGGAAUUUUCGAUACCAUCGCUGCUUUUGGGUAUCUGUUUGCCAGCCAAGAUUGGCAUCUUUACGUUGUUCCUUUGUUUGACGUUUUUCACGGAGCUGCUUUAACAGUGUGCAUAUGUUUUCUCAGCAAGUAUUACGAAAGUCAUGAAAUAGGUCGUUUAACUUCUGUCCUUGGCGUAUUUGCCCUGAUAAAUCCAUCAUGUCAUCCAACUUACAAUGGUAUUUUUGAGUAUGCUUUAGAUGUAUUCCCUUCAGCCCAUUUCUUAUUGAGCGUUUCUUUGGACUUGAUCAUUGUUUUAUUGUACUGCGCAUCAUAUUCAUUCAGUCAGAAAUUCAAGAUAUCAAAAUCAUUCACCAAAGAGGAAAUAAAAAUAAUUCAUUGAAAUACCUAUUGAAUCAUGUCAUGUCAAACUUCUGAAUACUCACUGUUGUUUGCACUUGAACUUUGACCUACUUUUCUUAUGAAUUUUUUUAUUAAGAAUCAAAAGUCACAUCAUCUCGAACUGUGGCAACUAAGUAAGUAUUUAUUGUUCUUUCCCAAAUAAAACAUUAACCUAUGUGAA
Molecule: messenger RNA, 1760 nt
Organism: Planococcus citri (citrus mealybug)
Lineage: Eukaryota; Metazoa; Arthropoda; Insecta; Hemiptera; Pseudococcidae
Product: probable peptidoglycan muropeptide transporter SLC46
Exons: 6
Coding region: 207-1580 (457 amino acids)
Biological process (GO): transmembrane transport
Cellular component (GO): membrane
Molecular function (GO): transmembrane transporter activity
Source: RefSeq, a predicted model, not a curated record